GUAGCCGGCAUACGGAUAGGUUUUUAAUUUCCCGAGCCUCCCUUCCAGUCCUACCCAUCAACGUCAUUCUGCUUAGGGAAAGACCCUUGAAAAUCAUAACAACCUCCUAGAAAACUCCUGCCCUUUCCUUUUCUUCCUAAUGCACGUUAGUAGAUUCAUAGUAAGGAUGGCUUUGUUGACUGUAAAGUGAUAGAUCUAAGUGACAGAUCCGUUCUUACCCUUAGUUUGAAACCAAGGGAUCAUCAACAUUUUCUUCCCAUAUAACCAUAACCCCCUUCUUGUUAACCCAUCUUCAUUUCUGCCCUCUAUUGAAUAAGUAUUGAGGGAAAUAGAUCCUAGUUAUGUCGGCAGCUACAGCUAUCCCAAUUACUUCAUUUCCGGAUGUGGACCCACAGAAGAUAAAAUCAAGACCGGGUAAUUGUGGGGUUACCGUCGAUAUCUAUCCACCUUCAACUUCCGAUUUUCUCGGUCCCUGGUCUUCUAACAUCAAAUCUACUGUCGACUCGCCAUAUCCGCGUUCUAUUAAGUCAUCUAAAUCCGUUGAAGAUCUUCCCGCCAUCGGUGCAUUUCCGUUAGGCUCACUCCGAGUGACGGAACAGAGAGAGAAGGACCUAGAAGUAGAUACGCCACUCACCACACCCGACUGCGCCAUGGAGUUAUCAUCGGAACCUGGGUCUCCCUUUCCUACGGGGGGUGACGUCCUUAUACUAGACGACUUGCCUGAAAACUUCACAGUCGGUUGCGACUCGAUGUCCUUCACGACGAAAAGGUCCUUUCCGGGCUUUCGUGACAUCCCGCCUGGGGCGCAUCUCAUCUGGGUCGCCCCCACCGAACUGACGUCAACCCGAAGUGCAUAUUGGAUCUUCACUCCCAACAGGAAGGAGUUAGAACCCGCAGAUGUUUAUGUGAAGCAAUGGGAUAAUUUCAAUGAAAUCCUCAGCGAUCCAGCUAGCCAAGCCGAAGAGAGAUUUCAAAAGGAGAGAUUAUGGCAGAUCUACGACAACCUUUCACCUUAUCAGCUCCGGGCCACUACCUCCGGAGUACACCUCGCACCAUCUAACCAUGAAUUGGAUAAUCUUCCAUCUUUGCUCAGCAAUGAGACGAUAUGGGAUCAGUUGACGUCGGCUAUACACCCGGGUCUCCUGAGCAGAAUUACGGGCCAGACCCAAAGAAGCUGGCAAGUUACUACUUUAGACCGGGUCGCUGGCGAUACGACGAUGGCCGAAGAAGCUCGUCUGUACGCCAGCGGGAAGUCACAACUACGUUUCACAUUCUCCAUAAACGCACCCCUCAUUAGCCCAUCCACCUCCGGCGAAGAACGCACCCGCCAAGCUCUUGACCCAACACCCUUCAUCCUCGACACCCUUAAUAACCCCGUCAACACCUCCAAACCUAGCGACCUAGUCGGUGAAUUCUCCUUCGCAUUCCUCACCGGGAUGCACCUAGGUAACUACUCCUGCCUAGAGCAAUGGUGGUUCUACGCCACCAAACUAAUAUUCCGCUCCUUCGACUUGGCUAUCCUAAACCCUGUCCUCGCCAAGGACCUCAUACAAACCUUUCACGCGCAACUCGUAUACAACGACCGGUACCUCGAAGGCGACAUCCUAGAAACUUCGGGGAAUAACGCGAAGAAACUCCAACGAGCACUUGUUACUUACAAAGCGCGUCUCGAUGAGAAACUACUCGCGUUGGGUGAUCGUAUAUCACCAGACCAACAUGCCGCGGGCGCUGCUUUCGCAGCGUUAGAAUCUUGGCUCUGGAGACUGGGUUGGGAUUUAAGAGGGGAGUAUGUACGUGCGGGGAAUGUGACGCUAGAAGACGGUGAAGUUGUCGAGGCUGAGAUGUCGGAUUUUGAAGAUGAGGAUGAAAGGGGUGAAUUUGCGCCUGUGGUGGUUAGUUUGGAUGAGGGAGGGAGAGAGGCGGGAUUGGUGUCGUGGGAUGGUUGAAUGACCUCAGAAGUGAAGGUGGGAAUAGGAGAUGAGAAGCAAUAAUUAAAUGCAUACACGAACGGACGGAUAGAUGAAUGGGUAUACACAUACACGAUACAUGAAUGGAUGAAUAGGGCGGGUUCUUGUAAUAUUUUACUCGUACAACCCAUUUAAUCUUGAUAUACUUUGAGGGUUGCAAGAACAAGCAGCAUAAUACUUCAAAUUUACUUAAAGAACUCAA
Hypoxylon trugodes is the source of this 2169-nucleotide messenger RNA. RefSeq lists its product as uncharacterized. Bases 342 to 1946 code for a protein of 534 amino acids. The transcript has a single exon. The record is from RefSeq and is a predicted model, not a curated record. Lineage: Eukaryota; Fungi; Ascomycota; Sordariomycetes; Xylariales; Hypoxylaceae. Gene Ontology annotation, biological process: spliceosomal tri-snRNP complex assembly.